Messenger RNA from Candidula unifasciata, 232 nucleotides. The record is from the annotation of a GenBank genome assembly. Lineage: Eukaryota; Metazoa; Mollusca; Gastropoda; Stylommatophora; Geomitridae.
AUGCUCGUUGACAUAAAAGGUUCUCAACUUUACGAUCAAGAAGCUGGUGGUAGCGGUGCUUCUAUAAAUUCCUUCAGUUUAGGAUUGACCGAUGAAGUUCCCUUAGACAGCAGUCGACGGAUAAAUGAAAUCUGGAUUUUCUCCAUAAUUGGAGCGCUUCUAGUAGGUUUGAGUGGAAUUUUUCCUUUGUUGGUGAUUCCACUUGAAUCUGGCCCUGCUCUCAAACAUGGAG